Messenger RNA from Plasmodium falciparum 3D7, 2391 nucleotides. RefSeq names its product 6-cysteine protein P92 (gene P92). The record is from RefSeq and is a predicted model, not a curated record. Lineage: Eukaryota; Apicomplexa; Aconoidasida; Haemosporida; Plasmodiidae.
AUGUUUGCUGUAAACUUAAAAAUUUGUAUAUUUUUGUCACUUGUUUCAUUUUUGUUACAAUGUAAGAAUACACUUGCUAAUGUAACUUUUGAACAAAAGGUACAGACAAAUUUAAGUCAUGAUAAAAAUGGAGAUAUAGUAUAUGGACACAGAGAAUUUAAAGGAGGUAUUUAUGCAUUUUUAGGAUAUGACAACUGUACAAUAGAAGUUAAUAAAACAGUGAAUGGAAUAGAUUGGAAUGAAAAAAAGGACGUAAAAGUAAGUGGUAAUAAUAAUAUUGCUGUAGUAUAUUCCAUUUUUACAAGUGAAGAGAAGAUGAUAUUAAUUUUUAAAUGUGAUAAUAAAUUUUAUAUUACUAAAUAUGGAAAAGAAUUUAAAUGGUCAGAUCCUAAAGUUAUAGAUGUAUCUAAUGUUAUUGGUACAAAUACUACCCCAGCUGUUUACUCUGGUUCUUUACUAUCUAUGAAUAAUGAUUUUGAAAAAUAUAUUUUGGUUUGUGAAAAUCAUAGUCAGAAUUAUAUAAAUGUAGUAGACCAGGAAUAUAUGAGAGAAAUACGUUUAUUAGGUAAAUGUAUGUUAUCUUUUGAUGAAGGAAAUAACUGGAAGAAUGAAGUAAUGAAUUUAUAUAGUGAUGAAGGUUAUACAAAAAUUAAUACUUUAAGAUUAUCAGAUUACGGAGGAAAAAUACUUGUGAAAGGAACUAAUGCACAAAAUCUUAACCAAACGAUACGAUCCAUAAUUCUUUUAUGUAGUAAUUUGCAUGAUUGGAAAUUAUUUUGUGGACUUCCUACCAUAAGAUUCAGGAAGGAUAUUUCAGUAGAAAAUCUAACAUAUUUAAAUACUUAUCAUCUAGCCAUUGUAAAAAAUGAAGAUAAAUUACAAUUAGCUUUUACAUAUGAUUUAUUUGAAACAUUUGAUCCGCAAUAUUUGAACACUGAAUUUAAUGGUGUUUCUCAUUAUUUUGUUUUAGCUCCUGAUGAAAUGGUAUAUUUAUUUUAUCAUGGAAAUGAGAAAAAAAAUUAUGUCAUAAAAAUAAAAACAGUACCAAGAAAAAUAGGUUGUGAAUUAAAUACAAAUGAUACUGUAAAUAAAAUUUAUACAUACACGUAUAAAUAUAUAUAUAAUAAUAAGCUAAGUGCGAAAACAUGUAAAGUUCCAUCAUCACAUUUAAAAUAUUCGAGUGAUGGUCUAUAUAAAUUAUUUGAGGUAAGAUUACCAAAAGAUAUAAAAGUAACUGAAAAUUGUUUUAGAUAUUCUUUCUUGAGUGAUUUAAAUAAUAAAUAUCAUACAACUAUCAUAAAAACACGAGUUAUUAACAAAUUAGAAGAUUAUGUAGAAGUACAAUUUCACUUUCCGAUUUAUUAUACUAAAUUUUUAUACAAUUAUAAAAGUACGUAUUGUGUCUUGAGUAAUAACUAUAGAAUAGUUGUUGAAUUUGAUUAUAUACGUAAUCAUAUUGAUCUAGAUUUUCCGUUUGAUACAGAUACUGUAAAGUUAUAUAGUAAUGAAAGUGUUACACAUGCAUUUAGAAAUAAUACAGAAAAAACACAUGUGCAUAAAUUUCCUAAAGGUACAUAUAUGACAUCUUAUUUUAGUUAUGAAAAAGAAUAUGUUAUAUCUAAUUAUAUAGAAGAACCAUUUUCUACUACCUUUACUAUAUUAACCCAAACACAAAUGAAUGUUCAUUUUAUGGCUGGUGGACAAAAAUAUAAAUAUGAAGGUAUCGAUUUAACAGAUUCUUCACCAAACUAUGAAUUAUCACUUAAUUCUUUGUCAGAUAGCCAAAAUGUUGAUAUUUUUGUAUCCAAAUUUGAUAAUAAUAAAACGAUAGGUUUUGUUUGUCCUGUUAAAAGUAGUUAUGACGGAUUAAAUUGUUUUGACAACGUUUAUAUAAAAAAUAAGACACUUGUCAAAAUCGAAUAUUUAUUUGGAGAAAAUGAUAUCUUUGUUGUUCCUCAAAGGAGAAUAUAUAAAACUGAAGGUACAGCUAUGGAAAGUCUUUUAUAUUUAAAUAAUAACAAUGUAAAAAAAUUAAUAGAUGAUAAAAGUAUAAUACAUUUCUAUUGUGAAUGUAAUGUUAAUAAUAAUGUAAUCAAAGUUAAUUAUUAUAUAUCUCCAUUUUAUGAUGAAAAUAGUAUAAAACAAGAAAUCAACAAAAAAGACCAAGAAAUAACUAUGAUUAAUAAAACUAUACCACAAGAUGAAAAAGAUAUUCUAUUCAAUAAUGAAAAAGUUGUUCCUUUAUCAAACGAACCUCAAGAAAUUAUUCAACCACCUAUUCAGGAAAAAUUAAAUACUACUGAUCCUUCAAAAGCAUAUAUAUAUGGAGCUAAUAUUAUAUUUAUUGCAAUUAUAUCUAUAAUAUCCUUGUCUAUUUCUUCUUUCAUAUAA